Caenorhabditis briggsae is the source of this 1137-nucleotide messenger RNA. RefSeq names its product Protein CBR-NIPA-1 (gene Cbr-nipa-1). Gene Ontology annotation, cellular component: membrane. The record is from RefSeq and is a predicted model, not a curated record. Gene Ontology annotation, molecular function: magnesium ion transmembrane transporter activity. The transcript is spliced from 6 exons. NCBI's taxonomy places the organism in Eukaryota, Metazoa, Nematoda, Chromadorea, Rhabditida, Rhabditidae. Gene Ontology annotation, biological process: magnesium ion transport. Bases 1 to 1137 code for a protein of 378 amino acids.
AUGGCAUCGAUCGCUUCAUCCUCGAACGGGUUCCCAACACCAGCGGAUCCGGUGACGGCGAUAGGAAACGUGAAUACGUUGGAUGAAGUGCAUUACGCCUCCACCGACUUCUACAUUGGCCUCGGUCUUGCCGUCAGCUCUUCGUUAUUCAUCGGAAGUUCGUUUAUUAUCAAAAAGAAGGCGUUAUUGAAGCUGGCGUCGGGUGACACGUCACAGCGAGCAUCAGAAGGCGGUUAUGGAUAUUUGAGAGAAUGGAUGUGGUGGAUGGGUGUUAUUACUAUGGGUGUUGGUGAAGCGUGCAAUUUCGCUGCAUAUGCAUUUGCGCCGGCGUCUCUGGUCACACCGCUUGGCGCGCUUUCUGUCAUUGUUACUGCAAUCCUCUCAUCGCGAAUGCUUAACGAACGUCUGAAUCUUCUCGGCUCCAUCGGAUGUGCUCUUUGUCUUCUAGGAUCUACAGUAAUCGUUAUUCAUUCGCCGAAAGAAGAGGAAGUGGGAUCGAUGGCCGAGUUGGCGCUGAAAAUGAAGGACGCCGGAUUCUUGAUCUACGUAAUACUGGUGAUUCUGGCGACGGGAUUCAUUGUGGUCUAUGUGGCGCCGAGAUAUGGUCAUACGAAUAUUUUGGUGUACAUUUCGGUUUGUUCGCUGAUUGGAUCGCUGUCCGUGCUCUCGGUGAAAGGGUUGGGAUUGGCUAUUAAGGAAACUCUCUCCGGGCAUCAACAAUUCACAAAUUGGCUAACAUAUUUUUGGCUAGCAUCAGUCGCGAUGUGUGUAUCGGUCCAGUUGAUCUAUCUGAACAAAGCGUUGGACAUUUUCAACACCUCAAUGGUCACACCGAUCUAUUACGUCUUCUUCACCACUUUUGUCAUUUUGGCAUCGUCGAUUUUGUACAAAGAAUGGUCGUGCCUGGGCGCGUCGGAUGUGAUUGGAAAUUUUGUUGGAUUCCUGACAACGAUUAUUGGCAUUUUCCAGAUGCAACUAUUCCGAGACGUCAACAUAUCACUGUAUCAAGUUCAAAAGCUGGUCUCCAGGCCGUCCGCCUCGCUGGCCAACGCCGAUUUUUCGUCAUCGUCGACGAAUCUGGUCGAUGAUUACUGUAUGCGACAAUCGAACAGUAACCGACGAAUGGUGUAUACUUAA